UUAAAGUGCGGGUGUGAUGAAAACCUAUUUUGUGGUCAGUGUUUCGCGACCGCAUCGGUGUGGUGCAGUGUCGUCAGCGCUUGCGGAUGUACCAUGGGUUUCCCCGGAGUCCUACUGCCACAGCUGCAACAACUCGGAGCUGCCUUCACCCUCACGGAUGAUCAGGUAUCAUGGAUAGCGUCUGUGGAGAUGCUGCCGUCCUUCCUGGGCAAUUGUCUCGUGCCAAUACUGAUGGCGCGCGCGGGCCGGCGGCCGGCGCACUUCGUCACCAUAGCGGUCACACUACUCAGUUGGGCCAUCGUCAUUCUUGCUAACAGCUUUGAGAUGAUGAUCGUUGGCAGGAUACUUCAGGGUGCCGCCGGGGGCAUGAUGAUGCCGCUCCGCUCCGUGCUGGUGAGCGAGUACUGCAGCCCGCACCACCGCGGCGCCUUCCUCACCGGCGUCUCGCUCGCGCAGACCGCCGGCGUCCUUCUGGUGCACUUCCUCGGCUCUCUCAUCACCUAUCGCAUGACCGCACUCGUCUCUAUGUCCUUCUCUUUCAUCGCUCUCCUCGUCACGGUUUACUCCCCCGAAACACCGAGCUGGCUCGCGGUGAAUCGACAAUACGAUAAGUGCAGGGAGAAUUUUAUCUGGCUGCGAAGCGAUGAGGAAAUGCCCGAGUUAGAGAAAAUGAUACUAGCUAGCAAGCGAUUGGAUGAAAUCACUAAAGGGCGGAAUAUGUUGAAGGAGAUACUCGAUUUCGCAAAGAGGAAGGAGUGUUAUAAACCCAUUGUUCUUAUGAGCGCAGUGUAUAGCAUGACUAAUUUCACUAAUACCAUCUUAAUAGUGGUGUAUCCUAUGCUUAUUUUAAAAGCUCUGAUGGGCACCGAGGACUAUGCUCCGGCUUGGUUGCUGGCGUUAGACGUCCAAUCUAUUGUCUUCAGCUGCGUGUCCGUUUACGUAACCCAUAAGGUUCGAAGAAGAACACUGCUACUAAGUAGCGGCUCGUUCACAACUGGAACUCAACUGGCGCUAGCGGUGUACAUCUUCGCGAAGAACAAAGAUUGGCUGCCGUUCGAUUCGAUGUGGAUACCGGGCGCUCUCCUCAGCGCUCACACGAUGUCUGUAUACAUCGGGGUGCUGCCGUUGGGCUCCGUCAUAGCCGGCGAGGUGUUCCCGCUACAGUUCCGAAGUUAUUGCGAGAGUAUCAGUUUGUUUUCAGUGUACGCUACUGCGUUUAUAGUGUUGAAGACGUUUUUGGAUCUGACGUCUGGGGCGGGCGUGGACGUGGCGUUCGGCGUGUACUCGGGCGCGGCGGCGCUGUGCCUGGCGGCCGCGGCGGCGCUGCUGCCCGAGACGCGCGGCCGCACGCUGCAGCAGAUCGAGGAACACUUCAGGGGAGCUCCGCUGGUGGACCCAGAAGUUGACACUAAAGAAACUAAGCCGUUGAAUGAAUUUGACGAAGUAGACAGACAAUGCGUCUAAUUUUCAGCUUAAAUAAGACUAUCAAAGCUAUAUAUUGUUAUGCAUGCCAGAGGAGCACUAUAGAUUUUUAAACAAAUCUUUCAUGAAACUUGACAGAAAUGUUGUUGUUGUUGCUUGUUGGUGAAACUGAAAACCUACCUCUUUAUUCCUUAGGUUUUAAGAUGUAAUUAUAUAAAAAUGAUUUUGUAUUUUAAAUAAGAUAAUAGGGUAUAAUAUUAUCUCCAGAAAUCACGCCCGUUCACAUUGAUGAAGUAACAAAUCAUACAGCACAAGCCACAAAACAUAUGUAGAUAAGAACUAAAAAAAACUAUUCUGAUAAGAAAACCACAGCAAAAUUUUUCACAGACAUGAUAAAUGUGUUGCCUCAAUAGAACAAGACACGUGACACAUCCAAUAUAGAUGUGCCUUGCCCAAGGCAGGUCUCUAGACCAAAGAAAAUGUGUUCAUUGCCUAAAGCUGCACCAGGUGAUUGCCUCGUAACAUGCCUUGCUCUGUGUGAACCCGCAUUGUUAUUAAAUAUUCAAAAAUUAUUGCAUGAUUUAUUUUAAAACACACUUCUUGCCAAGCUCCAAGCAUGAUUAGCACCAUUUUUUAUUUUUUUGUUUACCCAGGAGGAAUCCAUUAUGGAUCCCAUCGGCCCAGGAGAGCCAAGUGUGUAUGUCCGACUCCCACGGACUAAACCCCCUGGGGUGUUCCGACACUCGCCCCAGGACCCCACUCCGAUCCAGGAACACGGCUGUAGACCACUGUUGCCCCACCAGGCAUGAUUAGUACCAUAAACUCUUGAAUAAAUGUGUUUUAGAGGACAGCCC
Molecule: messenger RNA, 2276 nt
Organism: Leguminivora glycinivorella
Lineage: Eukaryota; Metazoa; Arthropoda; Insecta; Lepidoptera; Tortricidae
Product: facilitated trehalose transporter Tret1-like
Exons: 3
Coding region: 94-1464 (456 amino acids)
Biological process (GO): transmembrane transport
Cellular component (GO): membrane
Molecular function (GO): transmembrane transporter activity
Source: RefSeq, a predicted model, not a curated record